Actinia tenebrosa (Australian red waratah sea anemone) is the source of this 2950-nucleotide messenger RNA. RefSeq names its product alpha-adducin. NCBI's taxonomy places the organism in Eukaryota, Metazoa, Cnidaria, Anthozoa, Actiniaria, Actiniidae. Gene Ontology annotation, molecular function: actin filament binding. The record is from RefSeq and is a predicted model, not a curated record. Gene Ontology annotation, cellular component: postsynaptic density; cytoskeleton; plasma membrane.
UCUGCAAAGGUCGUCUGCAUUGUUUGUUGAGCUUCACGUUUGUAUUACAGGCGCGUUGGUGCUCUUCUCUCCUUCAAGCUUGGGUGACUUUUUUCAUAGAAUGACCACAACCCUUCUCUUCUUGUUUGCUUGAAUCCUGCACCAUUGAAGGGCUGCCUCUUACGAGGAGAUCAAAAGCAUGUCUGAAGAAGUAGUAGUACGUCGUACUGGAAGAAGGAUCGAGUCAAAAGCAAAGCGAUGGAGCGCUCCGCCAUCAGAGAAAGGCUUUUCACCUGCGAUCAAUACUCCUGAUCAAAUAACUCGUGAUGUCCGAGGUCUAAAACUUCGCCAGCGCGUUUCCAUCGUUCUUGGAGACGAAGUUCUUCGAGAAGAGCUAGAAGAGGUCGUUGGGAACGUAGAUAUAACGAAUAAAACUACGAAUCUCAAAAGUUACCGUACUUAUCAAGAUUUCUUGAUUCCAACGGGAGGGAUUGCUGGAGGAGCACAAGGAGUACCAGUUACACCCAUAGCAGACAUAAGAGGCAUGGAGACGAUCAAAUUUUCUAAAGAAGAACGCUUACUUCGUUGUAAGAUCGCUGCAGUCUAUCGUCUGGCCCUAGAGUUUAACUGGGCUUCUUGUGACUACGAUCAAGUGCUCUGUACCGCCAGAGCCACUGAAGAUGACUACUACUACCUGACCUCUCCUGUAGGAGUACUUUUCAAUGAGAUAACAGCAGCAAGUCUCAUCAAAAUGGACCUUGAGGGCAACACUGUUGAACCUGGCAACACUAACUUUGGGUCAAACAAGCUUGGUGAUCAAGUACACUGCAUUGUAUAUGAGGCAUUGAAGGACGUCAACUGUGUGAUGUGCCUGACAUCAAUGGCAGUCAAAGCAGUCAGUGCAAUGGAGUGUGGUUUGCUUCCCAUUUCAAAGGAUGCUGUUGCAGUUGGCGAGGCUACAUACUAUACAUUAAGUGGAGUGGGGUUUGAUAAAGAGGACAAGGAGGAUCUGAUCAGAAAGUGUGAAAAAAUUGACAAGGUUUUGUUCCUGAGGAAUGUUGGUGCCGUUUGUAUUGGCAAGUCAAUAGAGGAGAUGGUGUAUGUUGCUCACUUGCUGAAUCAAGCUUGUCAGUAUCAGAUCAAUGCAAUGAGAGCUGGUGUGGAAAAUCUGGUCCACAUUGAUAAAGAUGUCAGGAAGAAGAUAUACCAGUCUCUACAUGAAGCUGACGACACCAACCAGAACAAACAAAGAAAUUCAAGCAUUCUGUUUGCUGCCUGGAUGCGAAUGCUUGAUGGAAAGGGCCACAAGACUGGAUAUGAGUACAGCACUGAAGUCUUUAAGAGGGAGGAACCACCGAGCCCCACCAAGCCCACCAAGGCCAAGACACCAGCCAAAGCAAGCUCUUUCCGUUAUGAGCAACAAGACAGAGACUGUAACCCUGUUAGAAGAGCACACACUACAGGAAGGGCUUAUAACAGAACCAAGCUAAAAUGGCUGAAUGAGCCUGUCAAGUCAACAGAAUACAAGAAAGAACCAAAUCUGGAGUCACCGAACAUUGAAACUGUGAUUGCUAAGGACAGACAACCAGAAAGAACUGACAAGGAUGCAAGAGAAAUGAAUGAGAUAAUUGAAGAAUCUGUUGGUGUGAAAGUGGAAGCUAUAUCAGAGUCUACACCGGAUGAAGAAGUCAAGGUAGUUGAGACUACAGAAGAGCCCACAAAGACAACAGUGACAACAGUAGUAACAACUAUUGAGACAAAGGCAGAAGAGGAGGCUAAAGAAAAGGCUGAUGAAGCAAAGGAAGCUGAUGACAAACUUCUUUCUCCAGGAGACUCAGGAAAUGGCUCCAAGAAGAGAAAGAAAGUCAAGAAGAGCAGAAGUUUUAAGGAUGCCUUGAAGGAGACCUUCAGCAAGAAGAAGUCUCCCGAGAAAUCUAAAGAGAAGCAUUCCAAGAAGGCAGCAGAGAAGACUGACUAAUAAGGAAGACCAUGAUUUCAGCUACUCUAUGUGCAUAAAGUACAGCAACAUUAAAGUAUUUUAACAUAAAGUAUUUCGAGAUCCAGUAACAAGGCUGCCAAAUAAGCAUUUUAAAAAUGUUGGUGUCAAAACGUUACAACCAAUAAGUCGAUUUUUCUGGAGAACAAAACAUUGUUCAAAGUUAAUACUCAACACAUUCUCCUCCUUCAUUAAAGAGUAAUAAGUUGUUCACAAGCUGUUUUUUCCAGAGAAAUCUAGGCUAAAGACAUAAUGGCAAUCUUUUAACCUCAUUAGUUUUAAGUGGUGUUAAGAUUCUCAAUCUUUGUAGUAAACGUAUCAAUUUAUGACGUUUCAAAGCUAGGUUUGAAAUAAUUUUAGUGAAAGGUUAAAAUAAUAAAGAGAAUAUGUUAAAAUAUUUUGGGGUCAACUUACAAUAGGCCCCUUGCACUGAGACCCGAGACAAAUAAUUAUCGUUUUGGGGGACAAAACAAUGGAUUUUUUUUGCAUGAAAAAAGACAGCCUAUUGUUUUGUAUCCCAGAACAAUAAUCCUCCAGGAAAUCAAUGCCAGGGGUCUAUAUAGCUUUUAAAAUAUCCAGUCAUAAUUUCUAGUAAUAUUCUAAGACAAUCACAAAACAACUGGGCCAUAUUUCAAAAUAUGCUUUUAAUUUUUAACUUACUUUUUUGUGUCUUCUGAAAUUGUUAAGAUAUGUAUGAGAUAAAUAAAUAAAGUGUACUUACGAUAAAAAAUAUGUGCGCUUGACUCUUUCAAAUGAUUAAAUAUUUGAUAAAAUGACCUAUUCUGCUGUAAACGUAUCAUUACCCAUAAUGUAUUACAACCAAUUGAAUUGAUUUGUUAAAAAAGUAUUCAUUUGAAUUGCCCUAUUAGGAAUUUUACAUUUUUUUAUAAUUGUGUAAUCCUUAGCUUUUACUAGCUUAGCUAAGUACUUUUCAUGUUAUUCCUGUAAUUCUGAAUUAAAAUUAAUUUAAACCCA